Octodon degus (degu) is the source of this 4689-nucleotide messenger RNA. RefSeq names its product BicC family RNA binding protein 1 (gene Bicc1). The transcript has 21 exons. Gene Ontology annotation, molecular function: RNA binding; protein binding. The record is from RefSeq and is a predicted model, not a curated record. Bases 8 to 2977 code for a protein of 989 amino acids. Gene Ontology annotation, cellular component: cytoplasm. Lineage: Eukaryota; Metazoa; Chordata; Mammalia; Rodentia; Octodontidae.
GCCCACCAUGGCCGCCCAGGGCGAGCCCGGCUACCUGGCAGCGCCGUCGGACCCCGGCUCCAACAGCGAGCGCAGCGCCGACUCGCCCGUGCCCGGCUCCGAGGACGACCUGGGCGCCGGCGCGCCGCUGCUCAGCCCCGAGUGGAGCGAGGAGCGCUUCCGCGUGGACCGAAAGAAGCUCGAGGCCAUGCUGCAAGCUGCAGCUGAAGGAAAAGGCAGAAGUGGGGAAGACUUUUUUCAGAAGAUCAUGGAGGAAACAAAUACGCAGAUUGCUUGGCCGUCCAAGCUAAAGAUUGGAGCCAAAUCCAAGAAAGAUCCCCAUAUUAAGGUUUCUGGAAGGAAAGAAGAUGUUAAGGAAGCCAAGGAAAUGAUCAUGUCUGUCUUAGACACCAAAAGCAACCGCGUCACACUGAAGAUGGAUGUUUCCCACACAGAGCACUCGCAUGUCAUCGGCAAAGGCGGCAACAAUAUUAAAAAGGUCAUGGAAGAAACGCGGUGCCACAUCCACUUUCCAGACUCCAACCGAAAUAACCAAGCAGAAAAAAGCAACCAGGUGUCUAUAGCAGGACAACCAGCAGGAGUAGAAUCUGCCCGAGUUAGAAUUCGGGAGCUGCUUCCUUUGGUGCUGAUGUUCGAGUUACCAAUUGCUGGAAUUCUCCAACCAGUGCCCGAUCCCAAUUCCCCCUCUAUUCAGCACAUAUCCCAGACCUACAACAUUUCAGUGUCAUUUAAGCAGCGUUCCCGCCUGUAUGGUGCUACUGUCAUAGUCCGAGGGUCUCAGAAUAACACCAGUGCUGUGAAGGAAGGAGCCGCCAUGCUGCUGGAGCACCUCGCGGGGAGCUUGGCCUCCGCCAUCCCCGUGAGCACGCAGCUGGACAUCGCGGCGCAGCAUCACCUCUUCAUGAUGGGGCGGAACGGGAGCAACAUCAAGCACAUCAUGCAGCGCACAGGUGCUCAGAUCCACUUUCCCGAUCCCAGCAGUCCACAGAAGAAAUCCACCGUCUACCUCCAGGGCACCAUUGAGUCUGUCUGCCUUGCAAGGCAAUAUCUCAUGGGCUGUCUUCCUCUUGUGUUGAUGUUUGAUAUGAAGGAAGAAAUUGAAGUAGAUCCGCAAUUCAUCACGCAGCUGAUGGAGCACCUGGAUGUCUUCAUCAGUAUUAAGCCAAAGCCAAAGCAGCCAAGCAAGUCUGUGAUUGUGAAAAGUGUUGAACGAAAUGCCUUAAAUAUGUAUGAAGCAAGGAAAUGUCUCCUCGGACUUGAAAGCAGUGGGGUUCCCAUAGCAACCAGCCCAUCCCCACCAUCAUGCCCUGCCGGCCUGGCAUGUCCCAGCCUGGAUAUCUUAGCCUCUGCAGGCCUCGGACUCACUGGACUAGGUCUCUUGGGGCCCACCACCUUAUCGCUCAACACGUCACCAACCCCCAACUCACUCUUGAACGCACUGAAUAGCUCAGUGAGCCCUCUGCAAAGCCCGAGUUCUGGAACCCCCAGCCCCACCUUAUGGGCCCCACCACUCGCUAAUGCUUCAGGUGCCACAGGUUUUUCUCCUAUUCCACACCUUAUGAUUCCAUCUACUGCCCAAGCCACACUGACCAAUAUCCUGUUGUCGGGCGUGCCCACUUAUGGGCACACAGCGCCAUCUCCCCCUCCUGGCUUGACUCCUGUAGAUGCCCAUGUCAACAGUGUGCAAACAGAGGGCAAGAAGACCUCUGCCUCUUUAAGUGGACGUGCGCAGUCUCCAAAUAUCAAAUAUGGUGCAAUAUCCACUACAUCACUUGGAGAAAAAGUGCUAGGUACCAAUCAUGGCGAUCCAUCCAUCCAGACGACCGGGUCGGAGCAGGCUUCUCCCAAAUCCCGCCCUACAGAAGGUCAGGGACUGCAGCUUUCCUCCUUGGUGACAGUCUGCUACUUGGGGUGUAAUGAUGCCUUUGUGGAGGUCGGCAUGCCUCGAAGUCCCUCCCAUUCUGGAAAUGCUGCUGACUUGAAGCAGAUGCUGGGUCCCCCCAAAGUGCCCUGCACCAAGAGGCAGACGGUAGAGCUGCUGCAAGGCACGAAAAACUCACACUUACACAGCACGGACAGGCUGCUCUCGGAGCCUGAGCUGAGCGCUACCGAAAGCCCGCUGGCCGACAAGAAGGCACCAGGGAGCGAGCGCGCUGCGGAGAGGGCUGCAGCCGCCCAGCAGAACUCGGAAAGGGCCCGCCUGGGCCCACGACCGUCAUAUGUCAACAUGCAGGCAUUUGACUAUGAACAAAAGAAGUUAUUAGCAACCAAAGCUAUGUUAAAGAAACCAGUGGUGACGGAGGUCAGAACACCUACAAACACCUGGAGUGGCCUAGGGUUCUCUAAGUCCAUGCCAGCUGAGACGAUCAAGGAGCUGCGAAGAGCCAACCACGUGUCCUAUAAGCCCACCAUGACGACAACAUACGAGGGCUCAUCCAUGUCCCUGUCACGGUCCAACAGUCGUGAGCACUUGGGAAGUGGAAGUGAGUCUGACAAUUGGAGAGACCGAAACGGAAUAGGACCCGCAAGUCCCAAUGACUUCGCAGCUUCUGUCGGCAGCCCCAAGCGCAAACAGAACAGAUCAACGGAGCAGUAUCUCAGCAGCAGCAAUUACAUGGACUGCAUCUCCUCACUGACGGGAAGCAAUGGCUGUAACUUGAACAGCUCUUUCAAGGGCUCGGAUCUCCCGGAGCUCUUCAGCAAGCUCGGCCUGGGCAAAUACACAGACGUCUUCCAGCAACAAGAGAUCGACCUUCAGACGUUCCUCACUCUCACAGACCAGGAUCUGAAGGAGCUGGGCAUUGCCACUUUUGGUGCCAGAAGGAAAAUGCUGCUUGCCAUCUCAGAACUAAAUAAAAACCGAAGAAAGCUUUUCGAACCACCAAAUGCACGUGCCUCUUUCCUGGAAGGUGGAGUGAGCGGGAGGCUUCCCCGCCAGUAUCACUCAGACAUUGCCAGCGUCAGUGGGCGCUGGUAACAGGGCCCUCCAGGCACACGGCCACCUCUGAUCACCGCCACCGUCCGCGGCACUCCAGGGUCUGUACUGGGACCAACGCAUCUGCUCACGUCUGCGCUCUGUGGGGGAAGGAUGGCAGCCGAGAAGACGCUCCCUGCACUGCUGCACAGAGUGCUGCUUGUGGAUUACUUUUUAAAAUGGCAUUUGGACAGAAUUUACAGUACAAGCAUAGGGCUUUAUUUCUUUUUAAAAACCUAUAUAACAUAUGCACUGAUUUUUAUUUUAUUUUUUUUUCACUGAAAAUGAAGGAUAAAUUAACAUCUGGGAUGCCAGAAAACGUAGAAGUUGUUUUUUGGUUUGUUUUUUUUGGUAUUGGGGAAUACAAAAAAAUAAUAAUAAUCAACAUGGAAUUUCUGGUACUGCUUUAUAAGAAUUAUGGAGGUCUCUCAGCACUUUACAUGUUCUGAUUCUUGUCCUGUGGAGGUUCUCUUUUUCUCUUCUUCUUUCUUUCCAUUUCAUAUCGGUACAGUUCAGAUUUGUUCACAUUUUUCUGGCUAAGUCCAGCCUCUUUUUGACAUGGUACUGGAUACUAGAUUCUCUGCAGACUGCCCUGUGACUUCGGGAAAUGUGCGUGCACUCGGUGACGACCGGUUCUCGGCAUUCGCGUCAGCAUCCUAGGGACACUCACGGUGAGCCGCGCUCACGGUGCCAGGUGCAAGACAGACCAGACGGAGUUUGCAAUAUUAACCCUUUGCAGGCAUCAUAUUUAGCUGCUGCCUAUAUCGCUGAAGUGAUUUUAAUGGUUGUUUGAAGGCAAAGGGCUGUUUUUAUUUAGUAUACUGCCACUAAAGGACAUUUAUUUAUAUCAAACUUUUAUUUUUAGAUAUUAUAAGCAUACAGUACAUAAUUGAUGAAAUUGAUAUGCUAGAGAUUUAUGGUAGAGAAUGGAUGGCAUUUAAUAACUGGAGCCCUAGAUUGUCACUUUAUUUAAGAAGAUAAAUAACCAUCUGACAAGACAGCACUGUUGCCAUCUUGAAAAGGAAAACAUUAUGUCCUUACGGUGUACACAUUCACUGUGCUCCGUGUGGGCACAGGACUUUCUGAAAUUGCUUCCUGUAGGAUUGAGAACAGAAAGGCUAUGUAAGUCUCCAGGGUGACAGUUUUUAUAUAAAGAUAGCUGAAUUCUGAAGGGAAAAGCGAGACCAUUUUCUAAGUGGCUGGAUUUAUUAUUACAAUCAUACUGUGAAAGUACAAGAAAUCAGGCAACAUCGUCUCCUGAGUCUCUUCAGAUAUCUUAUUGUGGAUUUAUGAAGGUUUUCGGUCAGUGAAGAAAAUCACCAAAAUGUCUUUCUUUAUUCAAAGUAAUAAUAUUAUUUCCAAGUAUAUUAAAUUGCUGGAAAGUUUUCCCAUAGGAAAUGUUCUCAAUUACCUGUAAUGGCUUAUUUAUAUUUAGUAUCCAAGACUUUCUUUGUCGACAUAAACCACUGUCACGUGCUCUUCAUAGAAGGCAUUAGAUAAACUUACAGACAUUGGGAACGUACACAGUAAGAGCAAGAAUUGAAGAUGUAUUUUGCACAUAGAACAAAUGUUCACUUUAAAAAAUGAACCUUGGUCACCUUGAAGGCGUAGACGAUGCACCUAUGUAACAUGAGCUCAAUCUCAUCUGCCUUGGAGCGUAGAACCCAAUCGCUCCCUGGGCGCGUGGAGUGCCGCCUUCCUGUGCGCGUGCACAG